AUGCCCGUUUCUAUCUCGCUCAAGGCGUCGCUCGCCCUCAUCGGCUCUGCUGCCGCAGUCCAAUAUCUCGCGCCGGCCCAGGUCAUCAACCAGCCGGCCAGCGCGACGGCAAAGGAGCCCCUGAAGUGGCUGGGAGCAAACAGCCCCUGGUAUGCCGGCCCCAAUGUCUUUGGCAUCUCGUCAGAUGUGCCAGAGGGCUGCACCGUCGACCAAGUCGCGUACGUUGUGCGUCAUGGCUCGCGAUACCCGGACAGGGGAGCCUACCAGGGAUGGCUUGAUUUCCACGCCAGGACCUCGGCCGGUGGCUACACCUCUACCGGCAGUUUAGCAUUCCUGCCUCGAUGGGAGACAGUUCUGUCAAACCCCAAGCUGCAGAUUGCCAUGGAGAGCCCUACUGGAUUUAAGGAGGCCUUUGAUCUGGGCUACCAAGUACGAACCAGAUAUCCUCAUCUUUAUAAUGAUGGGGAUGACUUCAUGGUGUGGGCCAACAACUACACUCGUGUCCUGCAGACCGCCCAGAUGUUUGUUCGCGGCUUCCUCGGCUGGGAGGCCGACACUGCUGGCAGCGUGAUUGCUGUUACCUCGAGAGGCUAUCCUGGUGCCCUCGGUAACUCGCUCGGCCCGUCCGACAUGUGUCCGAAUUUCCAGGACACCUCCGGCGCCGACCAGGUCGCCCAGUGGGAGAGUGUCUUUGUCCCUCCUAUCCAGAAGCGCCUUCAGGCCCUGAUCAGUGGGAACCUCACUCUGUCCCCUGGCGACAUCACCAGCAUCCCGUACCUUUGCGGAUUCGAGUCCCAAAUCACUGGCACUCUGUCUCCUUUUUGCGGAAUCUUCACCGAUGAGGAGCUCCUCAGCUAUGAAUAUGACAACGAUCUGAGGUACUACUACGGUGUGGGCCCUGGUGCCGACCUCCCCUCGAAGAUGAUGCUGCCCUUCCUGAACAGCCUGGUCGGGCUUUUCCAACAGGGGCCUAACAUCACGGGCAAGGCGCAAGACGGAUCCUCCUUCCAGGUCCCCAAGAUUCUCAUGUCCUUCUUGAACGAUGGCCAAUUGAACGAGUUCGUGGCCGGAGUCGGUGUUUUUGACAACGAGAAGCCUCUUUCUCCCACCAGCCGCAACGAUGACCGCUUGUACAUUGCCUCGCACUUCACUUCGAUGAGAGGCACUGUCACGGUCGAGAGGCUGAGCUGCAGCGGCUCCGGCUCCGGCAACGGAACCGCGCCAACCACGACCGCCAAGUGUCGGCCCCGUCCGACGGGCGCGCCUCGCAGCUCCCGCAAGGGUGGCAAGAAGUCGAGCUACAUCCGCAUCAAGCUCAACGACGCCGUCUACCCAGUCCCGUCGUGCAAGUCUGGACCCGGCUCUUCGUGCCCGCUUGAUGACUAUGUCCACUACGUGCAGAAGAAGUACGCUGCGUCGGGCGACUGGGUCAAGAACUGCAAUGUUACUCUUGCAGGUGCGCCGACCACGGUGCAGGGCGCCAGCUUCUUCACCGACCUCAGCAGCCCCUGGCUCCAGAGGAUCAAGCCUUAA
This is a messenger RNA of Thyridium curvatum, 1533 nucleotides long. RefSeq lists its product as uncharacterized. Bases 1 to 1533 code for a protein of 510 amino acids. The record is from RefSeq and is a predicted model, not a curated record. Gene Ontology annotation, molecular function: acid phosphatase activity. Gene Ontology annotation, cellular component: fungal-type cell wall. The transcript is spliced from 4 exons. NCBI's taxonomy places the organism in Eukaryota, Fungi, Ascomycota, Sordariomycetes, Thyridiales, Thyridiaceae.